Jaminaea rosea is the source of this 4021-nucleotide messenger RNA. Its product is annotated as putative RAD50-DNA repair protein. The transcript has 9 exons. Gene Ontology annotation, cellular component: condensed nuclear chromosome; Mre11 complex. The coding region runs from base 1 to 3951 and encodes 1316 amino acids. NCBI's taxonomy places the organism in Eukaryota, Fungi, Basidiomycota, Exobasidiomycetes, Microstromatales. Gene Ontology annotation, biological process: telomere maintenance via recombination; chromosome organization involved in meiotic cell cycle; telomere maintenance via telomerase. The record is from RefSeq and is a predicted model, not a curated record. Gene Ontology annotation, molecular function: G-quadruplex DNA binding; ATP hydrolysis activity; double-stranded telomeric DNA binding.
AUGGCGACGCUGGACAAGCUCGCCAUUCGUGGCAUCCGGUCGUUUGACGACAAGUCUGUGAACAUCAUCCAGUUUCAGACGCCCAUCACUGUCAUCGUCGGCUACAAUGGUAGUGGUAAGACGUCAAUCCUUGAGUCCAUCCUCUACGCUACUACCGGAGACAUGCCACCCAACACUAAGGGUGGUGCCUUCAUCCACGACCCAAAAAUUGCCGGAUCGAAGGAAGUCAAAGCUCAAGUCCGUCUGCGAUUCUAUAACCAAUCGCAAACUCGCAUGAAUGUCGUCCGCAACGUCCAGGUCUCACAGAAGAAGACAGGAAACUCGACCGCUCUCACUCUCAAGACGCUAGAAGGCCUUCUCCAAGUUGACGACCCCGAAGUUGCAAAGAACAAGCGCGCCACCCUAUCAACCAAGUGCGCCGAACUCGACGAAGAGGUGCCAAAUCAGCUGGGCGUCUCACGAUCCAUCCUGCAGAACGUCGUGUUCUGCCAUCAGGAAGACUCCAAUUGGCCUCUGAGCGAGGCUUCCGUCCUCAAGAAGAAGUUCGACGACAUCUUUGAUGCAACCAAGUGGACCAAGGCGAUUGAUAACAUCAAGGUCAUCAGGAAGGAGCGUACGAAUGACCUGAAGGUCUCCAAGGCAGAGCUGGAGGCGCUGAAGACGGAUAGGGAUAGGAGUGAGCAAUUGAAGGCGAAAAAGGCGAAGCUUGGGGACAGUCUCGCAGAGAAGUACGAGCGUUACGAGACGCUCGGCACAGAGAUUCGCCGAGUCACCAAGGAGAACAAGCAAUUCUAUGACUCGGCUGUCAAGUUCCGCGAGAUCGUCAACCAAGCAGAGACCCUCGAAGAGAAGAGGCGCUUGCACCAGCAGAAUCGAGAGUCGCUCCGUAUCUCGAUGACGGAGCUGCAGGAGUCUGACGACGAGUUGCAGCGUCGCAAGGAUAGCUUUCAGGAUCAUCUAUCCCGUCAGCGUGGCCGUCGUGACGAUUUUGCCAAGCGCAUCGACAAGAAGCGAUCAGAGAUUGAGCAGAUCGAGCGCCAGUACUCGACCAAGCUGAGCGAGAAGGGUGCCCUCGAAUCUGACAAGAAGCAUCACGAACGAGCCAUCAGCAAGCGCGAAGAAGAGGUUCGAGCCAUCUCCCUCGAGCUCGGCAUCCGCGGCUUCGACGUUGCCGGCCUGAGCGAUGCCCAAAUCGCUGAUUUCAAGCAUCGUCUCGAUGAGAGCGUCAGGGCUGCCGAAAAUGCGCUCAAGGACUUUCGAGCCAAAAGCGGGGAGAAAGAGCAGGACUUCUCCAACAAGUACCAAGAGCUGAGGACGGAGCGCUCAAGCAAGGUCUCUUCUCGCGACACGACUUCAGUCAACGCCAAGCGUAUUAAGGAGCGCAUGAAGCAGGCCACGGACGAGCUCGAGGACGUCAACAUCAACGAGUCGGACAUUAGUCACGCAAGGGAGACGUUAGAGGAUGACGAGAAGAAGCUGAGGCGUAUCCGAAAGGAACUCGAAGAUGCCAAUUACGACGAGCAGCUCUCCAAAAAGAAUGGCGAAAUCCGACAGCUCGAUGAACGUCGCGAGGAGCUGACGCUGCAGCUCAAUGAGCUGAAUCGCUACGCUGAGUUCCGCGCUAAGCUCGACCUCAAGAGGAGGGAGAGCGAGGAGAAGAAAGGAGCAGCCGACGAUCUGGUGAAGCGCCAUGCUGCAGCGUACAAGACACACACAGGGCAGGAGGCCAAAGUAGAGAGCUUCGAUCGCCUCCUCACUACCUCGAUCAGCUCCAAGGAUCGCGACGUGGCUGCAGCCGAGCGUGAAGAAGCCGAAAAGACGAGGUCGGUCCAGCAUCUCGAGUCAGCCUUGUCCAUCGCGCGCGGCCAGCUUAGCAGCAAGCGUAACCAGCUAAGCCAGCUGCAAACUGAGGUAAAGGCGUUCCUCAAGGACGAAGACGACGCCAAUAGUGUGGACGAUGUCAUCACAGCGGCUGAAGAAGAGGUACGAAUUCGCUCCGACGAGCUCUCCUCGGAUGCGCAAGCGCAAGACUUCUUCCAACGCAUCCUCAAGGUCGGCCAGUCGCAGCACGAAUGCCAGGGUUGCGGCCGAGGGAUCAAAGACAACGAGCUGCCUGCCUUUGAGAAGUAUGUGCUCAAGAAGAUCAACCAACUGAGUGCUGAUGGACGCAAGCAGAAUGAGCAGGAUUUGCAGGAGUGGAAGGGCGUUCUGGCAAAGGCGCGCGGCCUGCUGCCGAAGGAGGCGACCGCCAAGACUUUGCAGGAGGUGGAAAUCCCCAAGCUGGAAAAAGAAAUCGAGGGCCAGUCCGCCGAGCUGGGCAAGAAAAGCGAUGAAGCUGAGCAUGCCUCGAGCGUCGUGCGUGACCUGCGCGAGCAGCAGCAGCAGAUUGCAGCGUUGAAGCGUGCGGCGCAGGAUAUCUCGCGCCUGGUGGGGGAGGCAGAGACACUGCGCAAGGAAGCGGCUACGCUGGAGAGUGACCUUUCCAGCUCUGGCUCGACGCAGACUGGUGAUCAGGUGCAGAGUGCUAUCGGUGAUAUGGCGGACAGUAUUCGCACUUUAAAGCGCGAAGCGAACAUAAUCGCCGCCAAUCGCGACAGCAAGCGCAACGAGCUCAACAAUACUGAGCGUCAAUUCUUCCGCAGCCAGCAGGCUGUUGCACAGAAGGAGCAGGAGCUUGGACGCAAGGCUAGCCUGCAGAAGAGAGUCGACGAGCUAAAGGGCGAGUGGGAGGAGCUGAAGGAGGCGGAACGUCGACUGGAGGAUGAGAUCGAGGGGCUUGCGCCGCGCAUCAGGAAGACGAAGGACGAGCUAGAGGCGGUCAAGGAAGAGCAUGCGCGAGAGGAUGAGAAAUUGAGCGGGGAGCUGAGCGGGCUGCAAAGCAAAGCUCGUGAGCUCCAAGAGACGAGCGACCGAGUGAAGCGAUACAUUGAUGGGCGUGGGGAGCAGCGGCUGCAAGAUUGCAUCGACAAGAUCAAAGACCUGCAGUCCCAAACCUCCUCCGUUCAAGCCGAGAUCAAGGAGAUUGAGGCCCAGAUCUCCACCGUGGACAAAGACCUCAACGAAUCCAAUGCCACAGAGCGCAACAUUCUCGACAACCUGCAUUACCGGCAACUCGGGCGCGAUCUGCUCCACAUCGAGGAAGACCUCAACAAGCUCGACCUCGAUGCCGCCUCCAAAGCCCGCAGGGACUUCGAAUCCAAGUACCAUGACCAGAAGCAGAUCGAGAACUCCCUGAACGGGGAAGCGCAGCAUCUCUCUGGGGAGAUCAAGUCGCUUGAUGAGCAGAUCAGGACGCGUGACGAGGAGCUGAAGACGGACUAUAAGGACAUCCACACGCGCUUCUCGAAGAAGCUGGUUGAGGUCAAGACGAGCGAGCUGGCAAAUGCGGACCUCGAGCGAUACGGGAAGGCACUGGAGCAGAGCGUGCUCAAGUAUCAUGGUUACAAGAUGGCGGAAGUCAAUGAAUCGCGAGUAGAAGGAUGGAGGGAGGGCUGGAUCUCCAUCCGUCUCCUUUGGGCUCGCACCUAUCAAGGCAGCGACAUCGACUCGAUCUCGAUCGAGAGCGACAACGAGAAGGUCGGAAAUCGCUCUUACAACUACAGGGUCACCAUGAUGAAGGACAACGUCAAGCUCGAUAUGCGAGGUCGUUGCUCGGCCGGCCAGAAAGUCCUGGCUUCUACGCUGAUCCGUCUCGCGCUCGCCGACUCAUUCGGUUGUCGCUUCCUCGCCCUCGACGAGCCUACCCUCUGUCUGGACCAUGAAACCGUCUCUGCCCUGGCAUCCUCGCUGGGUGAAUUGAUCAAGGAACGACCCAAGAUGCAGCUCUUAAUCGUGACCCAUGACUCGGACUUCUUGAGCAUGCUCAGUCAGUCGAUUCAUAUUGAUUCGUACUACCGCGUCUCUCGUGACAAUGCGGGCAAGUCGCUCGUUGAGAAGAUGCGCAUCCGAUGAGCGGCCUACGACUCACCGCUCUCUACCCUUACUUUUUUCCUGUCUCGUCAUCAUCUGUAUUCUCAUCAUC